Messenger RNA from Colletotrichum siamense, 1200 nucleotides. RefSeq lists its product as uncharacterized. The transcript is spliced from 2 exons. Gene Ontology annotation, molecular function: ferric iron binding; oxidoreductase activity, acting on single donors with incorporation of molecular oxygen, incorporation of two atoms of oxygen. Bases 1 to 1200 code for a protein of 399 amino acids. Lineage: Eukaryota; Fungi; Ascomycota; Sordariomycetes; Glomerellales; Glomerellaceae. The record is from RefSeq and is a predicted model, not a curated record.
AUGGUUCGCAUUCUGACUUCUAUCACACUCUUUACAGUGCUGCUUGUCGGCGGCACCGCUGCACACCCGGGCGACCACCACCCAGAUAUAUCCCAUUUGGAGCGAAAACAUGCCUUCCAUAAGCGAACAGCGAUCGCCGGGGCUGAGAAGAUGAGUCGUUGUGCCGAUACCUCGGGAUCCGUCAGGCAGAGCGCCAUCCAACGACGCGCCGGGACCUUGGAGCGCCUACGGCAAGAAAGGGGCUUCACGCCCCAAGCUGACGUACAGCGCCGUAACAAGGCAGAGGUAUCCUACUAUGACUCCCUCAACCACAAUCUGACGUCCAUGGUCAAGAGCGGAUCCUACGAAGAGUUGUUUGGUUCGAAUGCCUCUUGCGUACUGGGUCGAGCUGAGACCAUCGGCCCUUACUACGUCGAGGGCGAGCUCAUUCGCAGUAACAUCACCGAAGACCAGAUCGGCAUACCGAUGCACAUGGAGAUACAGUUCGUUGAUGUCAAUACUUGCAAGCCAGUUCCCGCCCUCUUCAUCGACAUCUGGGGUGCUAAUGCAACGGGUGGCUACUCUGGAGCGGACUCGCCCGCAGGCUUCAGCGGAUUCGGCGGUCUCAACUCCACCUUUCUACGAGGCAUCCAGAUCACAGACGAACACGGUGUGGCGAGUUUCGACCUAAUUAUACCUGGACACUAUUACCCUCGCGCCACACAUACACAUAUUGUGGCAUGGGGAAAUGCUACAACGUUUGCCAAUGGUACUGUAGCUGGUGGUCUCGCAACAGACGACACCUUUGUGCGCUACGUAGGGCAGCUGUAUUACGAGCAGAAGCUACGUGAUGCCGUUGACCCAAUCUGGCCUUACAACACCAAUACAGAUAAGGACAACUUCAAAAAUGUGGAUGAUUACAUUCUGGCCGAAAACAAGACGAUCAAUGGCAACACGGUUGGUGACUUGGGGCCUUAUGACCCUUUCCUCAAGUAUGCGUACUUGACGAAUGACCUGGCAGACGGCAUCUUCGCCUGGCACACCAUAGGGAUCGAUAUGGGCGAUAACUUCAAUCUUGGCUUUCAAGCGGCUGCUAAAUACGAAGAAGACGGUGGAAGGGCCCUUAACGCGUGGGGUGACGGUUCAAUCACCCCUUACCCAGCAGUCGUACCACCCAAGGGCAUGGCCACGACUACUGCGAUUAGCAGCAGUGCCACAUGA